This is a messenger RNA of Gavialis gangeticus (Gharial), 1056 nucleotides long. Its product is annotated as catenin alpha-3-like. Lineage: Eukaryota; Metazoa; Chordata; Crocodylia; Gavialidae. The transcript is spliced from 3 exons. The record is from RefSeq and is a predicted model, not a curated record. The coding region runs from base 50 to 349 and encodes 99 amino acids.
UAAAGUAAAAUAAAUUUGGAAAUCUGGAUGAGGGGAUGAAGAAUUACAAAUGAUAUCAGGUGAAAUGGCAGCUGAAGUGCCAAACAUUAAACUGAAAAUUGAUCCUCAAGAUCUUCAGAUCCAGACAUUUACAGUGAGGAAGUUGCUGGAGCCAUUGAUUAUUCAGGAUCUAUCUGUGCUGGCUCCAGACACUCAAAAGAAAGAUUGUAUCCAUUUAGCAAGUCACUUAACCUCUUCUGUUGUGCAAAAAAAAGAGUACAUUCCAUUAUAUCUAAUGGAAUUCAGUCUGUCUAGGCUCUUGCACAAUGAUAUUCAAAUAAAUAUUGAAGUGGGGCUGCAUUACAAAUAGAGUUCCAAUGCAUGAAAGAUAGUAAAUGGAAAAUAGAAAAUGAGGGUAUGUGCAGGUGUUACACUUAGAUUGACUUAACCAGGGUUAGGUUUACCUAGGUGCUGAACUGUAUACAAGUCCAGGGAAGUUAGAUCUGGCAAAAACUGGCCACCUGAUCUAACUUAAUUCACUUAUAUGCAGACUUUACCUUUAGAUUGACUUAACUUUAUAUGUAGACCCACUAGCCUCCCCCAACCCUAACUUACAUUGUGUUCCCAGUGCAGUGCCUGGUGCUGGUGAAUGUGUGCACAUGUGGGACCUGAUCUAUAAUUACAUGGCUUAAAGUGAGCCACAAGAUUGCAGAUUAGAUCUUGGAAGCCCAGCUUCUCACCCCAGGACUGGGCCUAUGCUUUUCCUACCCUGCCUCAAACCUGACCGGGCUAUCUUUUUAACCAUCUGACUCCUUCGUGCCUAGACAGACAACUCCUUCCCUAUGGACCUGACAGGAUUAGGGGUCCUAACAACUCCCCUUGUGGACCCGCAGGCCCUCCCAAUCCCACCAACUCUCUCCUGGAGACCUGCUAGCCCCCACAAUCCUGCCACCCCCUCUUGGGACUCACUACCCACCCUUGAUCCUGCUAACCCCACCCCCCACCCCAACUUACUUAGAUCUGGCUCCUGGCACCAGCACACAUCUGUACAAGGCACCCAAUGUACAAUCAUGCCGC